This is a messenger RNA of Rosa chinensis, 5184 nucleotides long. RefSeq lists its product as uncharacterized. Bases 170 to 3547 code for a protein of 1125 amino acids. NCBI's taxonomy places the organism in Eukaryota, Viridiplantae, Streptophyta, Magnoliopsida, Rosales, Rosaceae. The record is from RefSeq and is a predicted model, not a curated record. The transcript has 7 exons.
CAAUUAAGGACUCAGAGCUACAGAGGAUAGGAUUAUAAGAAACAACUGGACGCCAUCUUUUCUGAAGCAACUGUGGAAGAUCUCCGGUGAAUCAAGUGGAAGUGAAAUAAGCGAAUAGGUCCCAUUCAGCGACUUCUUCUCCAUCCCUGUAAAUGAAUUCUUUGAUUCAAUGGAUAAGACAUGGGUUAAGCUACAUAGGAAAAGCACCGAGUAUAAGGUCGGACUUCAAAAUUUCAUCCGAAACUCCCUCAUUGUGGCUUCCCACGAGGGCAAGAUUAAAUGCCCUUGUCAAUUAUGUGCUAAUCGUUCUUGGCGGAGCCCUGGUUUGGUGUACAAACACUUGCAAGCUGAGAAAAUGUCUCCAGACUAUGAAGAUGGAUUGUGGGAUGAACAUGGUGAAGCUUUACCCAAUCCCGUAUUCUUGGAUGAAAUCGAGGACCAACCUGAGGUCAAUCUAGACAUGAAUGAUAUGUUGACAGAUGCAUUUGCAAAUAACAGUCCACCUGGUUCACCCUACAUUGGAGAUGAUGGUGCAACCAUGAACACUGCACCUCCAGAAGUACAAAGAUUUUACAACUUGAUAAAUGAGGCUAAUGUUGAUUUGUAUCCCGGUUCAACAAAGAUGAAAAAAUUGGAGUAUCUAGUGCGCUUGUAUCAAAUCAAGUGUUUGGGAGGAAUCUCUGACAAGGCUCUUUCACUGCUACUGAAAUUGACCAAGUCAAUACUUCCAGAUGGUGAGACACUACCAGACAGUUUCUACAAAGCCAAAAGGUUAAUCUGUGAUCUUGGAUUAAGUUAUGAAAAAAUUGAUGCUUGCCCCAAUGAUUGCAUGAUAUAUUGGAAAGAUACUGCCAAUCUUGAUAAGUGUCAUACUUGUGGUACAAGUAGGUACUUGUAUGAGACCAUUGAAGAUGGCAUAACGACAAGAAAAGUUUCUGCAAAGGUUUUAAGAUAUUUUCCUGUGACACCGCGUCUUCAGCGUCUAUUUAUGUCAAGAUGUACCUCCAAUCACAUGACAUGGCAUGCAACUGAUCGACCCAUAGAUGGAAGAAUGAGGCAUCCUGCUGAUUCACCUGCUUGGAAAGAAUUGGACAGAUUGUAUCCCUCAUUUGCACAAGAAAUGCGUAAUGUCAGGUUAGGCUUAGCAAGUGAUGGUUUUAAUCCAUUCGGUAAUAUGAGUUCAGCUCACAGUAUUUGGCCCGUUGUUUUAACAGUUUACAAUCUCCCCCCAUGGCUUUGUAUGAAGCAACCAUACAUGCUUUUAUCACUUGUGAUUCCAGGUCCCAAAGCUCCAGGGAAUGACAUUGAUGUGUUCUUGGCUCCCUUGAUUGAUGAACUAAAGUCCUUGUGGGAUGUUGGAGCUGCCACAUAUGAUGUGAUUUCAAAACAAAGUUUCACUAUGAGGGCGGCACUAUUAUGGACUAUAAAUGAUUUUCCGGCAUAUGCUAAUCUAUCUGGGUGGAGUACUAAGGGUAAGAUGGCUUGUCCUCAUUGUGGUGAUUACACCGAUUGUUUAAGGUUAUACUAUGGGAAAAAGUUCUGCUACAUGGGACAUCGUCGAUUUCUUCCAAUCAGCCAUCGGUUCCGCAGCCAAAAACGACCUUUUAAUGGAAAACAGGAACAUAGACCCCAUCCUAUACCAAUGACUGGUUUGGAGUGUCUCUUUCAGUUGUCUACACUACAGUUUAAGUUUGGAAAAGCUACUGCUAAACCUCCUCGGAGACGUAAAGGGGAUGCACCACCAUACAACGGACCUUGGAAAAAGGAGAGCAUUUUUUUCCAAUUGCCAUAUUGGAAGGACUUACUCAUUCGACACAACUUAGAUGUGAUGCAUAUUGAGAAAAACAUAUGUGAUGCUGUUCUUGGAACUUUGUUAGGAAUUGAUGGCAAGAACAAGGAUAGUAUCAAGGCACGUGCUGACUUGGAACGAUUGAAUAUAUGGCCAAAACUGCAUCCAGAACGGCGAGCCGGAAAAACAUUUUGCCCUCCAGCUAUAUUUACAUUGUCUAAUGAUGAAAAGACUAUGAUGUGCGAAGUGUUUGCAUCCUUCAGGCCUCCUGACAGUUUCUCAUCUUACAUAGCUGAUUGCGUCCAAGUAAAAGAAAAGAAAUUGGUUGGCCUGAAAAGUCAUGACUGCCACAUUAUCUUGCACCACUUGCUGCCUCUUGCUAUUCGACGAGUUCUUCCAAGACCUUUGUGUAUGGUGUUGCUGGAAUUAAGUUCAUUUUUUCGACACUUAGGUGUAAACAAUUCUACAAGCGAGUCAUUUUCACAAUUGACACCACGCAUAGUCCUUGUUCUUUGCCAGCUAGAGAAAAUGUUUCCACCUUCUUUCUUUGACAUUAUGGUCCAUUUACCAAUCCACUUAGCAUAUGAAGCUGCAAUUGCUGGCCCUGUUCACUUUCGAACGAUGUGGCCUGUAGAGAGGAACUUGGGAACACUUAAGAGGUAUGUGCGUAACAAAAGUCGACCUGAGGGUUCGAUUGCUGAAGGGUACAUUGCUGAUGAGGCCAUGUCAUUUUGUUCCAUGUACUUGGAAGAUUCAGUUACACGCCGGACCAAUCUUGGACGAAAUGCUGAUGCGGAACAUCGAGAUGUGUCUGGUGGUUAUUCAAUUUUCCUUAAUAUUGGUCAUGCUAUUGGAGGUUCGGGUAAAGAAGUGCAUAUGGAUUAUAACGAGUGGCUUCGCGUACAUAGAUAUGUUCUACUUAAUUGUCCGGAGGUCAAACCAUUCGUAGACCAACACAUCGAAGAGGGAAGGAGAAGAAAGGGUCGAAAGAGGAUGUGGGAAGCUGACCAAGAAUCGUAUAGAACUUUUCCAGACUGGUUUGCAAAACAAGUGAAGGCUAUGCAAAUGGAUCCUGCAACAGUAGUCCACCCAGAUAUGGUUGCUUUGGCCAACGGUCCAGUCAAUUGGUCUAUUAAGCACAACAAUUAUGUGAUUAAUGGUUAUAGAUUUCGAAUUAAUAGGAUUGAUAAGAAAAAAAAAAAUCAAAACAGUGGUGUGUUUGUCCGUGCAACAAGAAAUAGUUAUGCAAGUAGGCAAGAUAGAAAUCCAAGAGAUGGAGAGCUGGACUAUUACGGGGUGCUAAAUGAUGUCAUUGAGCUUAAUUAUGAGGAGGUAGGCAAGAUUGUCUUGUUUGAAUGUGAUUGGUGCAAUAGUGAGGGCAAUUCUACAGGUUUGCAGAUAGAUGAAUAUGGUUUUGUAUCAGUAAACUUUACAAAGCUCAUAUCUGAUGGGGACACUCUCAUACUUGCCUCACAAGCUGAACAAGUAUUUUAUGUCCAAGAUCCCAUUGAUACCGAUUGGCACGUAGCAACAAAGACGAAGCCUCGUGAUCUAUACAACCUUGUGGUUGCUGUCCAUGAUGAUCCAUGUAAUGCACAAAACAUAGAUGAUGCAUCUAUGGAUUUGGAUGAGGAAAAUGUCAGGACUGAUGUUGAUGGAUUCACAGUUAAUCAAGCAUUACCUCCCCAACCCCACCUCCCUUAUGAUGGUAGUGAGGAUAACGAGUAUGAUGGUGAUGAUACAGAUCAAGAUUCAUGAAACUUUGUCAUGAUGAAUUGCUUUUGCUGUCAUAAAUUGGAAGAACUUGGGAGCUUUUGUCAGCAGCCGAUUACUACUAUAUUCUUCUGACUUGACUUUUAUAUGUUUCAUUUUCAGCUCUGACCAUGCUUGGCUGCACUUCCACUUCUGGUAACGACUAAUUGUGGCAAGUGAAGCCACACAUCAAUUUCCUAAUUGACUUUACAAGGAAUUCACGAUGACCGUCGAUAUAGAUAUCUUGGAGUAUCAGGAUUAAGAUCAAGAUUGAUGAAACUUUGUCAUGAUAAAUUGCUUUGUCAAGAUUGAUCAAUAUGAUGGUGAUGAGCUGACAAACUUGCAUUCCACUAGUGUGUUUUGAGUGGUACUAUGACGUGGUCUGUUUUGCAUUUCUCCCUUUAGAACUUGAUUAAAAACAGAAAUCUGUUUUGCUAUAUUUUGUAUCUUCUGCCCUUCCAGAUGAUGUAUUGAAUAUAUCAUCUUCUUCUUAUUUUUUUCUUUGUUUUUUUUUCCUUAUUAAGUUAACCUACAUAUUGAGCCUAUUAAAAACAUUUGAGGCAUGGGAUAAAUAUAAAGGUAGCAGCAGUAACUAGCCUCAAAUUAUUGUAGAGAUUGAAAUGCAUUCAAUUAAAAUGGAGAAUCUUAGAAACAUGCAAGAGUUAAAAGGACCACAUACACAACAUCAAAAUUAAACAUAAAGAAAGAUUGAAAACAUACUGCUAACACAUCUUCCUCAUGCAAACAUACUUGGAAAUUUAUAUUGCAUCAAUGUUUAACUACAUGCAUCAUCUUCCUCGUCCCCGGUUGCAUCAUAUUUGGCAUCCUUGUCCGGUUUAGGAUAAGUCACACCAGGUUGUGGUCGCCUGUAAAUUCCUCUUUUCUCAGCUAUAAGGUGGUGAACAGGGCUAACCUCCUCAAGUUCAGUAUCAGGAAUGUCUGAAAAUAAACAGGACUCACCUUUUUCCGAAUGACUUGAUUGAACAGUAGGUACUGGAGUCCUGAUGUGCAACUUAUAAGGAGAUAAAUUUGAGGGUACACUCACACUAGGUCCGUGCCAUGAACCAUCAUCUUUAAAGAGGAGAGGAUACAUAAUUUGCAGCAUGUCGUUGCGUAUGCCACCAGAACUGUUCCGUUGAGGAGAAACAUUAGAUGGAGAAAGAGUAGCAUUAGCAAUAUUAGUUGAUGAAAGAGCAAUAUCAGGUGAUGAAGGAGCACAAUUAGAUAAAGAAAGAGCAAGAUUAUUUGACGAAGCAUCUCCAACUUCAGUAGAAUUGGUCUUGCUUAGUUCCUCCGAAUUGAAAGAGAGCAUUCUCUUACAGUUUUUAGAACCUUUUUUAGGGAGCAUUGGGAUGGACAGAAGAAACUUUCUACAAAUUAGUUAGAAAAGAAAGUUAGGAAACUACUUGGACAAUAUGGAUAUGUUGCUAUAAACCCUGUUAUAUAUAACACAGAUAUGUGGUAGCAUAUUGUAUCCAUAAAAAUCUUCCAGGAGGUAGGCCAAUGUCAUGAAAUCGUAAAAGUGAGAAUAAUAAUAAUGAGAUUCUUUUAGUCAAUGUCAAUCACAGUAUGUGUUUAAUAAACCUACACACUAACCAAUACCAUUCGUGGCACUACUUUGGUACAUAUAUUCUCUAAAGGAA